GUACGAAGGUAUCGCACAUUAAUUCUCCGAUGUCUUCUCGUGGUCUUGCCAGCCAUGAAAUCAAAACAAAGGUCAGGUCGAACCUAGGCGCGCCCUACGCCCGGCGCUUUUUCAACAGUCUAUGGACUUACCGUGUCAGUCAGCUCACUACCUCUAACAUGCAGCAACUACGAGAUACUGGCAUUGCGAUGACUCUUGAUCACAACAAUUCUUCUUCCACCGGAUCCGAGUCCCCGGCAGCCGUCCCCAUCAAAAGCGAUUUGCAUCCACAUGCAUUACACAAAUUCGUAGGCGACAAGGAUUGGUCGAUCGUUAUUGCCGUUCCGAAGAGCUCCGACCACUGCCGAAACGUUGUAAGCUGCCCCAAGGCCUCCUUGAUGGUAGGUCACACCGAUCCUCAGUUAUUUCAUUGGUUCAAACAGCUCGGUACAAUACCACCCCGUGCGGUUAUCUCUGGCGGUGUUGAAAUCCUUUCUGGCGAUCUUCGUGAUGACUGCUGGGAGAGGACUUUCAUUCGUCACCCUGUCAUUCACUCCAUUGCGCAAGAUAUGUGGGAGAAGCAGGAAAGCAAGACAGAAGAAGAGAUGGUAAGCAUCGCACAGCGUGAGCGCGAAGAGGAUGAAAAGCGUAUGCGACGUAUGAGCAGCAGCGACUGGCGAACUAAGUUCAAAGACCGUGAGCGCAACCCCACCGCUAGUGAGGAUGAAGAGAAACCAAUUUACGUCAUCAAGCCCGAGACUUUUAGUUUGCUGCGUAUGAAGCCAGAGGUGAAACUGUGGAUGAAUGUUUCGGGGCAGGCUCAGCGUGUCUGGGAGCCUGUAAUACCCGACGCAGAUUCGCUAUGCCGUUGCUCUCAUCGCUUUAUUCGUAUGCUGAAUCUUGCACGGCAAAAGCUGGUCCCCUCGCUGAAUAUGAACUUUUCCUUAAAACUCACCAAUGCGUUUAUAUUCGAAAUCGACGAAAAAGGACUGUGGGCACUUGGCACGCAGGAGAACUUUUCUGGGAAAAACGGAAUAGUUCGGGAAGAAUGGAGUGAACUGAGACUGGAGUUUGGCAAAAAUCAGCUCAUUAAAACCGAGCAAGAGAUGGAAUGGUGGAUACGGGGGUUAACAAAACUUGGUGACCCAGAAAUCUCGCAAACGGAUAACAGCGUAGAAGACGCUUCGAUGAAUCCAGAAGAAUUUGAUUAUCGUCAUAUUUAG
This is a messenger RNA of Phytomonas sp. EM1, 1202 nucleotides long. NCBI's taxonomy places the organism in Eukaryota, Euglenozoa, Kinetoplastea, Trypanosomatida, Trypanosomatidae. The record is from the annotation of a GenBank genome assembly.